Molecule: messenger RNA, 861 nt
Organism: Nylanderia fulva
Lineage: Eukaryota; Metazoa; Arthropoda; Insecta; Hymenoptera; Formicidae
Source: RefSeq, a predicted model, not a curated record
UCAGAAUUUACGCCCGAUCCUUCCGUCGCUCGGCACAUCGAUCCAUUUGGUGUCCAAUCCUCGUACGAAGACAGUUUACUACUUGGUGCUGUCAUCGCCAAAGAUGCUAAAGCUUCGAAUCAAUUUUAGCGGAGAAGCCUAUUCGAGACUUUAGAAGACUCGACAGAAAUCUGGACAAAAUGUCGAUGACUGGGAGCUUGAUGGGAUACGAGAACAAUAACGAUGUGAACCAGGCCAAGUGUAAGAAGCCGUUGAAGCCGCUGCCAGUUGUGUCGAGCAUAAGCUCGAGUGGCGUUACUACGAGCGCGACCAAGUCAAAGAAAGCACGAAGGCCGAUGAGAAAAGAAACGUGCCCACGCGGUCAUGUGAACAGCCUUUGGUCUGUUUGGUACGGCAUACUGGCUGUCGCUUUUCAGGCGUACAUCGCAUUGAGAUACGCCAAACGAUUCGCCGCUUACCUGUCACUACCGUGGCCGGCGGAUGCACCGCCUCCUAAAAUCGAAUUGUACGCCUGUCUGGUGCUAGCCGGUGCCGGGGCCGUUUUACUUCCGGUGUUGCUUGGCGCAGCAUUCUUGAAGCUCGGCAAUCUCGCAAACGAUGGAAUAAAACUCGGCCGGCAUUUGAGCGCUUGUUCGCGCGACCCGCCAUCAUCGCUUCUCACUAACAAUCCCGAUAACAGUCUGGCAAAUAAUUUAUGGAGACACGGCGGCCCUACGGCAGCCUUCGUGCAUCUCUGCAUGGCCAUGUGCUUCCUCCUUCCUUCUCUGCUCAUGGAAGCGAGGCUAAUAUACGCUGGAUUUCUGCCAAAAGGUAAUAUAAAUGUCUCCGCAUUGCUUCUUGUUAUGCUUCUUCGGAAUUAGG